AUGUCUAGUACAACAAGCUGCAACGAGCACGAAAUGGAUCAAAUCGACGGCACAAAUCCUCUAAACGAUUGGAACGCAAUCGGAGCGCAAGUUACUCAAAUGGCGGGUCCGUUCAAUUUGUCCCGCAGAGAGCCGAAGCGCAGAUGUGCACCGCAGAGACGGAACGGACUCCACCACAAGAGCGAUGGACCUCACUGCGUCCCAACAGCAGCAUCGCAAAAGUCGUCACGGCAGUGCUCGCCGGUGUCUUCCCGAGAAUCGACGAGUGGUGAGUCCCUAUUCAGUACCAGCUAUUCUAACACUAGUAGGCACACCGCUGUGCGCACCUAUUAG
Molecule: messenger RNA, 333 nt
Organism: Cooperia oncophora
Lineage: Eukaryota; Metazoa; Nematoda; Chromadorea; Rhabditida; Trichostrongylidae
Source: the annotation of a GenBank genome assembly